Messenger RNA from Peromyscus californicus insignis, 1605 nucleotides. RefSeq names its product tRNA methyltransferase 12 homolog (gene Tyw2). The record is from RefSeq and is a predicted model, not a curated record. Gene Ontology annotation, biological process: tRNA methylation. NCBI's taxonomy places the organism in Eukaryota, Metazoa, Chordata, Mammalia, Rodentia, Cricetidae. Gene Ontology annotation, cellular component: cytoplasm. Gene Ontology annotation, molecular function: tRNA methyltransferase activity.
AGCGCCCAGCUCUUCCGGUUGUCCCGGCAGAGAGAGCGAGCAGCCCGACACCACAGGGAUGCGAACGCUAGCGACAUGGCGACGGACGGCGCGAAGCCCGCAGUUGUCGCAGUUGUGACUGAGCCUCGGUUCACCCAGAGGUACCGAGACUAUCUGGAGAAGCAGGAGCUCUUGGAUAGACAGCACCGAGUGCAGAAGCUGCGGGAUGGCCUGGUGGCGCUGCCGGUGCUGGCGGAAAGCCUCCCUGAGCAGCACCUGCAGGAGCUGAGGAGUCGCGUGGCCCCGGGCAGCACCUGCGUGCUGGCGCGGCUCCCCGAUCCCCUUCCUUCUAAACAGGCCCGGCUUCGCUCACCUGCGCAGAGACUCCGCCUCGAGGUGAGGCGUUGGGUGGAGGACCGCGGCCUGACGUGGGCCGCUCAGCUGGAGGCCGAUCUGCCCCGGUCUUGGCAACGGCACGGUGACCUGGUGCUGCUUAGUGAAGACUGUUUCCAAGCCGAGCAGUGGAAAAGUCUGGAACUCCCGGGACUCUGGGAGACCGUCGCCUCAGCCCUUGGAGUCCAACGUCUGGCCAAACGCGGGCGGGUGUCACCUAAUGGUACUCGAACUCCGUCAGUGACGCUGCUGCUGGGCGAGCAUGGCUGGGUAGAGCAUGUGGAUAACGGCAUCCGGUAUAAGUUGGAUGUGACCCAGUGCAUGUUCUCCUUCGGGAACAUCACGGAGAAACUUCGAGUGGCGUCUCUGCCCUGCGCUGGGGAGGUGCUGGUGGACCUCUAUGCGGGCAUUGGUUAUUUCACGUUGCCCUUCCUGGUUCAUGCCGGCGCUGCCUUCGUCCAUGCCUGCGAGUGGAACCCUCAGGCUGUAGCUGCUCUGAGACACAAUUUGGAGCUCAAUGGCGUGGCAGACCGGUGUCAGAUACACUUUGGAGACAACAGGAAGCUGAAGCUCGCAGACACCGCAGAUCGGGUGAACCUGGGGCUGAUUCCCAGCUCUGAAGAAGGCUGGCCCGUUGCCUGCCAAGUGCUCCGGAAGGAUGUGGGGGGGAUUCUGCAUAUCCACCAAAAUGUGGAGUCCUUCCCAGGAAAGAAACCCCAGCCUCUUGGAAGCAGUGACUCGGGAAAAGAGCACUGGCCUCAUCCCCAAAACAUCCUCCCUGAUAAACGGGGAAAUGGAACUACUGGGAAUGUCAGAGGGGACACGCUGUCAGCAGCCAGCAAAGCAGAGUGGCAGAGCUGGGCGGAAUCUGCAGAAACUCAGAUCGCCUCUCUCCUUCACCAAGUGCAUGGGAAACCGUGGAGGACACGCAUCCUGCAUGUCCACCCAGUGAAGUCAUACGCCCCCCAUGUGGAUCACAUAGUCCUAGAUCUGGAAUGCCGCCUGUCCUCUGAUUGGCUAGAAGAGGUAGAUUCGGUGACACGGUAGAGCCAAAUGAGGGACCUUAGUGCUUCAGCUAGGACUGAGUUCUCACCCUUUUGUUGCCCGGUCAUCUUUUUAAGUGAUUUGUGAUCUGAAAAUGAACUCUAGACUAGUCCAAAUGAUUUUGCUUAUCUGAGGAGAUCAGCAUGGCAUAUUAAAAUAGGACUCAUUUGUGCAGUCCUGAAUUCUGCA